Messenger RNA from Xenopus tropicalis (tropical clawed frog), 3432 nucleotides. RefSeq names its product adaptor related protein complex 1 subunit beta 1 (gene ap1b1). The transcript has 22 exons. The record is from RefSeq and is a predicted model, not a curated record. Gene Ontology annotation, molecular function: clathrin binding. Gene Ontology annotation, biological process: vesicle-mediated transport; protein transport; intracellular protein transport. Lineage: Eukaryota; Metazoa; Chordata; Amphibia; Anura; Pipidae. Gene Ontology annotation, cellular component: clathrin adaptor complex; cytoplasmic vesicle; membrane coat. Bases 231 to 3071 code for a protein of 946 amino acids.
AAGCGGAAGUUCCGACUUGGUGCUGUCACUUCCUGUUUCAAGUGACAGCCAUUUUUGCGGUGAAUUGGAGGAAGGGGAACCUGAGCCGUACACACUAAACAUCCGAGUCGUCAGCUGAGUCUCGGGGACGUGACACCAAUUCCUCAGCUGAGGUGAGACGGUGCCGCUUGUGCCGCCAUUCACGGGGGUGAGCUUUGGCUGCAAGAAAAGAGAAUAAGGUUUGAGAAACCAUGACGGACUCUAAAUACUUCACCACCACCAAGAAAGGUGAGAUCUUUGAGCUAAAAGCAGAACUGAACAGUGACAAGAAAGAAAAGAAGAAAGAAGCUGUGAAGAAGGUUAUAGCCUCCAUGACAGUAGGGAAAGAUGUCAGUGCCCUAUUCCCAGAUGUGGUGAACUGUAUGCAGACAGAUAACCUGGAGCUGAAGAAGUUGGUAUACCUUUAUCUGAUGAACUAUGCCAAAAGCCAGCCAGACAUGGCCAUCAUGGCUGUGAACACAUUCGUUAAGGACUGUGAAGAUCCAAAUCCUCUUAUCCGUGCCCUAGCAGUACGUACAAUGGGCUGUAUUCGGGUGGACAAGAUCACAGAAUACCUGUGUGAGCCACUUCGCAAGUGUCUGAAAGAUGAGGAUCCGUAUGUACGCAAGACUGCUGCUGUGUGUGUAGCAAAACUACAUGACAUCAAUGCUCAGCUAGUGGAAGACCAGGGAUUCCUUGACACCUUAAAAGAUUUAAUAUCUGACUCAAACCCCAUGGUUGUGGCUAAUGCUGUGGCAGCUUUGUCUGAGAUUGCUGAAUCACAUCCAAGCAGCAAUCUGCUAGACCUAAACCCUCAGUCAAUAAACAAGCUUCUUACAGCUCUAAAUGAGUGCACAGAAUGGGGCCAAAUAUUUAUCCUGGACUGUCUGGCCAACUAUAUCCCAAAAGAUGACCGUGAAGCACAGAGUGUAUGUGAACGUGUUACUCCACGGCUCUCCCAUGCAAACGCAGCUGUGGUUCUGUCUGCAGUGAAAGUCCUAAUGAAGUUCAUGGAACUGCUGUCAAAAGACUUAGACUAUUAUGGUACACUCCUGAAGAAGCUAGCUCCACCCCUGGUAACUCUACUUUCUGCAGAGCCUGAGCUGCAGUAUGUGGCAUUACGCAACAUCAACUUAAUAGUCCAGAAACGGCCUGAGAUCCUUAAACAUGAAAUGAAAGUUUUCUUUGUAAAAUACAAUGACCCAAUAUAUGUGAAAUUAGAAAAAUUAGACAUCAUGAUUCGCCUGGCAUCACCAGCAAACAUCGCACAGGUUCUUGCUGAGCUGAAGGAAUAUGCCACAGAAGUGGAUGUUGACUUUGUGCGCAAAGCUGUAAGAGCAAUCGGACGUUGUGCCAUCAAGGUGGAGCAAUCUGCAGAGCGCUGCGUUAGCACCUUGCUUGAUCUCAUCCAAACCAAAGUCAAUUAUGUAGUUCAGGAAGCCAUCGUGGUGAUAAAGGACAUAUUCAGGAAGUAUCCAAACAAGUAUGAAAGUGUCAUAUCAACUUUAUGUGAGAACCUGGACUCUCUGGAUGAGCCGGAGGCUCGGGCUGCAAUGAUUUGGAUUGUGGGGGAAUAUGCAGAACGCAUAGACAAUGCAGACGAGCUACUAGAGAGCUUCCUGGAGGGAUUCCAUGAUGAGAGCACACAGGUCCAGUUACAACUUCUAACAGCAAUUGUGAAGCUUUUCUUGAAAAAACCAACUGAGACCCAGGAACUGGUGCAACAAGUAUUGAGUUUAGCAACACAGGAUUCAGAUAAUCCAGAUCUUCGGGAUCGUGGCUACAUCUAUUGGAGGCUCCUGUCCACUGACCCAGUUGCUGCUAAAGAAGUUGUCUUAGCAGAGAAGCCAUUGAUUUCUGAAGAGACUGACCUAAUUGAGCCCACUUUGCUAGAUGAGCUUAUAUGUUACAUUGGAACAUUGGCUUCUGUCUACCACAAGCCUCCUAAUGCCUUUGUGGAGGGAAGCAGAGGGGUUGUGCCUAAGAGGCUCCCGCCACGCACUGGCUCGAGCGAGAGUGCAGAAAGUCCAGAGGCAGCACCCGCAGGUGUUCCCACAGAGACUCACCCCUCUGUCAUUCCAUCACAAGGAGACCUUCUGGGGGAUCUCCUUAACUUGGAUCUAGCUCCACCCAUUACUGGGCCUCCACUUACUACAAGUUCUGUUCCCUUAGGAGGUGUGGACUUGCUUGGUGGAGGAUUAGAUAGUUUGCUGGGCGGAGACGCAAGCACUGGUUUGGGGCUUCCUACAGGAUUCAUGGCUCCCCCUGUGGCUGCAAAUCCUCUUGGCCAAUCUCUUGGCGGAGGUCUGGGAGAUCUUUUUGAUCUAGGUGGUGGAACAGGUGGGGUCCCUGGACCUUAUGUGGCUCCAAAAGCAGUAUGGUUGCAUGCUAUGAAAGGGAAAGGCCUGGAAAUUAGUGGUACCUUUGCUCGAAGAUCUGGAACAGUAUUCAUGGACCUGGUUUUCACCAAUCGAGCACUCCAGGUCAUGAGUGACUUUGCUAUUCAGUUCAAUCGCAAUAGUUUUGGGCUGGCACCUGCUGCUCCUCUCCAGAUACUCACACCCUUGGCACCAAACCAGUCUACUGAAGUGUCUCUUCCGAUAAACACAAUUGGCUCUGUCAUGAAAAUGGAACCUCUUAACAACCUUCAGGUUGCUGUAAAGAACAAUAUAGAUGUAUUUUACUUCAGUAUCUUGUACCCUCUACACAUACUUUUCAUAGAAGAUGGAAAGAUGGAGCGACAGAUGUUUUUGGCCACGUGGAAGGAUAUAGCAAAUGAGAAUGAGGCACAGUUUCAAAUAAGAGACUGCCCUACAGGUUCAGAUGCAGUAAGCAACAAGCUGCAGGCUAGCAAUAUCUUCACGGUGGCCCGAAGAACAGUUGAAGGUCAAGAUAUGCUUUACCAAUCAAUGAAGCUUACCAAUGGCAUCUGGGUUUUAGCAGAAGUGAGAAUGCAACCUGGUAGCCCCAACUGCACACUGUCUCUAAAGUGCUGUGCACCCGAAGUAUCCCAGUUCGUCUUCCAAGCUUACGAGACUGUUGUGAAGAACUAAGUAUUAUCCUGAUCCUCGCCAGCCUUCCUUUCAAGAUGAUGGAUGUAGUUCUUUAUGGAUAGAGGUUGGACGUACCAGGAAGGGACCUCUGGGAAAAGAAUGAACCUACUUUUCAAUCAGAAAACCAAACAUGGACCAAAUAAUGAAGUGUUGAUUUUAUGCUCUCGCACCAUCACCUACCCAACAUUUUAAGCCUUUAUUUUUCUGGGAUGGGUAAAAAUGGGAUUAAGAUAUAUAUCAUGUUCUUUUUAGUAGGUUUGGUGAAGCGAUCUGCUUGUUAUGUUUUAAGAGAUGGUUUGUACUGUUUCUUAUUAACUUAAUAUGGAGUAACUUGGAUAAAAAUGUAUGUAUAUAAAAAAAA